This is a messenger RNA of Emys orbicularis (European pond turtle), 3204 nucleotides long. RefSeq names its product beta-1,4-N-acetyl-galactosaminyltransferase 3 (gene B4GALNT3). The transcript is spliced from 20 exons. Lineage: Eukaryota; Metazoa; Chordata; Testudines; Emydidae. The record is from RefSeq and is a predicted model, not a curated record. Gene Ontology annotation, molecular function: acetylgalactosaminyltransferase activity. The coding region runs from base 1 to 3204 and encodes 1067 amino acids. Gene Ontology annotation, cellular component: Golgi cisterna membrane.
AUGAGGAGCCGACCGCUGGGGAAGGUGCUGCGGAGGCGGUUCUGGCUGCUGCUGGCACUCGGGGUGCUGAUCGUGGGGCUCUGGGCCGCCUACCUGGAGCUGGUGGCGUCGGCGGAGACCAGCGGGCACCCCCUGAACCACAGAUAUGGGAGCUGGAGGGAACUGGCUAAAGCCCUGGCAAACAGGAACAUCCCUGCUGUGGACCCAGACCUUCAGUUUUACUAUCCUCAGAAGCCAGUACACCAGAACCAAGAGCAGCAAAGAGGUGCAAGGAAUAGGUCUGUUUAUCUAGCCGGGGAAAUCUCCGUCCCUUGGAUCCCGGAGUUCCAGGGACAAGUCAAUCUCCAUGUGUUUGAGGACUGGUGUGGCAGCUCCAUCGAACAGCUCAGAAGAAACCUCCACUUCCCACUGUACCCCCAUACACGAACCACAUUGAAGAAACUGGCAGCGUCUCCAAAAUGGACAAACUAUGGGCUCCGUCUCUUCGGUUAUCUGCAUCCUUUCACUGAUGGGGACUUUGAGUUUGCUAUUGCUGCAGAUGACAAUGCUGAGUUCUGGUUGAGUCCAGAUGAAAAGACCUCUGGUCUCCAGCUGCUGGCCAGUGUAGGCAAGACUGGCAAGGAGUGGACAGCACCAGGGGAAUUUGGGAAAUUCCAGAGCCAGCAAUCAAAGCCUGUGAGAUUGUCAGCUUCAGGCAGGUACUACUUUGAAGUGCUUCACAAACAGGAUGACAGAGGAACAGACCAUGUGGAAGUGGCAUGGAGACUGAGUGACCCAGAAACUAAGUUCACAGUCAUAGAUUCCCAGUUCCUCUCCCUUUUCGCUAAUGAGACUCUCUUCAAGAUGGAUGAGGUUGGUCAUAUCCCACAGACAUUGGCCACCCAUGCAAGCCCACCUAUAGCCAAUCUGGGCAACAUGGUACACCCAGCUGACAUGCUGAAGCCCGACCCUCGAGACACUAUUUAUAAAGUGCCUUUGAUUAGUAAGUCACGUCUGCGCAGGACACUACCAGACUGCCCUUACCAGCCCAGUUACCUAGUGAAUGGAUUCCCACUGCAGCGCUAUCAGGGACUCCAGUUCGUUCAUUUGUCCUUUGUUUACCCAAAUGAUUACAGCCGCUUGAGCCACAUGGAGACAGACAACAAAUGUUUCUACCAGGAGAGCCAUUAUUACUUGGAGAGGUUUGGAUUCUAUAAGUAUAUGAAAAUCGACCAUCCAGAGAGGAGAAAUCUGGAGUCUGGGGAGAAAACCAAGCAGCCAGGUUCUGAGGAUGGGUAUCCUGAUGAGUUUCAGUACACAGACCAGGAUGCAGAAAGCACCAGUCCCCCAAGGAAUCCCAGCAAGUGGGGAGCAAAGCCGGUGGGAGUCGAGGCAAACCCCACCAUGAUAGCAGGCUAUGAUGAUAUUUAUAAUGACUAUUCCUUCCCGGGGCGUCGGAAGCUCCUCUCGCUCAUAGAUGGUAAGGUGGGAGAGGUGCUGCAGAAGAGAGGCGCAAAAAGGCUCCUCAUCAAGCCAGCUCACAGGACUUCAGCCAACCAGAGCAUCAAUCAAACGGGUCUAGAAAGAAACCUACCAGUGAGGAGGCCCCAUCUAAAAAUCAAGGUCAAAGACAGUUCCAGAAAUCCUCGUCGUCAUGUUAGGGGCAUCCAUAGGAAGUCACUGCCCAAGAGGAGAGUGGGAGGCCAGGACCCUCCUUCUAGCACAAGACCUCACGAGCCCUGGGAACAUAUACCCAGCAAUUCCAGAAACUCCACUGACAGGAUUCCAAGGGAGGUGGGGCCUCUUCAGACAGACCUCAAUGCAACCAGCACCAAGGACCAGCCAGCAGGCAACAUGCAAGCAAGGAGACAAAGUCCAGUCUCUGGCAAAAUAAGUAGUAGAGCUGUGAGUGCUGCCAGCCUCAGCAAACAGACCCUUUACCAGGCACAGUGGCUAAACCAGGUGCAGUCAUACAUUGCCGAGCAGAAGGCAGCUGAUGGCAUUGAGGUAGAUGUGGAAAGGGGGCAGGUGGAAUCUCAACCUGAGCCUGCUGAGCCGGCAGUGGAAGAGGAGGAGGAAGAGGUGGAAGGGGAAGCAGAGUGGGAGAAGGAGGGAUUUGAGUACAUGCCAUUUGACCAGGUAGUGAACUGGGACCAGACCUUCAGCGCAAGCAACUUGGACUUCCACACGCUGCGGACAGACUGGAUCGACCUGAAGUGCAACACAUCGGGGAACCUACUGUUGAAAGAGAGGGAGGCCCUGGAGGUCACACGCGUCUUCCUGAAGAAACUCAACCAGAGAAACAAAGGGAGAUUCCACCUGCAGCGCGUAGUGAAUGUGGAGAAGCGCCAAGACCGCCUACGCGGGAGCCGCUACCUGCUGGAGCUGGAGCUGCUGGAGAGGGGAGGGCAGCUCGUGCGCUUUUCAGAGUAUGUCUUUGCGCGGGGCUGGCAGGGCAUCAGCGGCGACGAGCAGGAGGAGAUGAACAUGAAGAACCUGGCGUGGGGCCGCCGGCGCCAACUGAUGGGAGUUGCAAAGGAGCCAGACCUGUGCUGGCCACUGGGCUUCUCCUGGAACCAUCGUGCUGUUGUCCACUUCAUAGUGCCAGUGAAAAACCAGGCACGCUGGGUACUGCAGUUCAUUUCUGACAUGGAGGAACUGUCUAGAGUCACCAAGGACCCAUACUUCAGUGUCAUCAUCACAGACUACAGCAGUGAUGACAUGGAUGUAGAGAAGGCUCUGAAAAGGUCCAGCUUACGCAGUUACCAGUACUUGAAGCUGACGGGGAAUUUUGAGCGCUCUGCAGGGCUGCAGGCUGGGAUAGACCUAGUGAAGGAUCCACACAGUAUCAUCUUCCUGUGUGAUCUCCACAUCCACUUCCCGGCUGGGGUCAUCGACUCGAUUCGGAAGCACUGCGUAGAGGGCAAGAUGGCCUUUGCACCCAUGGUUAUGAGGUUGCAGUGUGGCGCAUCUCCACAAUGGCCUGAGGGCUACUGGGAGGUGAAUGGAUUUGGUCUCCUAGGCAUAUACAAGUCUGACCUGGAUCAGAUUGGAGGGAUGAAUACCCAAGAGUUCCGGGAUCGCUGGGGAGGAGAGGACUGGGAACUCGUGGACAGGAUCAUGCAGGCUGGCCUGGAAGUGGAACGACUGUCCCUGAGGAACUUCUUUCACCGAUUUCACUCCAAGCGGGGCAUGUGGAACCGACAACAGCUGAGGACACCGUAA